AUUAAAUCAUUGUUACCUGGUCUGAAUGGAGAGUCCAAUGACAACAGCUGAUUGAUUUCAAAAUUGCUUGUGGACAUCACUUCCAAAUAAGUAAAUAUUGUAUCAAGCACAAUGAAUGGAAGAACUUGCAAUAUGAACCACAGGACAGGUGGAUCAUGCCAAGGACCUGGGAUGAUCAGUGGGCAGCAGAUCCCUCCCAUCAGAGUACACGCAGGAACUCCAUGUCCAUCGUCCAAUAGUGCCACUCCAAGUCCAGCUAAUGGAAAUCUUUUCUUGAAAAUGUCGAUUAUUGGUGGAGUUGCUCCUCAAAGCAAUGAGAGCACAAUUCACUUACCUGCCUUAAGUCCUAGGAGGCAAGUCAUUACCAAUGGGAAACCUUUAUUCCAAGUGCCUCAACCUCCAUCACUUCAACCGUCCUCUUCAUGUAAACCAAAACAGCAGGAAUUUGGAUCUCCAUUUCCCGCAAACGGUUUCAAAGGGACUCUUGGCUGUGGGUUACAAGCCAAAACUGCAGGAAAAAGUAGCUGCAACAAUCUCAUGGUCACCAGCAGCCCCAUGAUGGUUCAGCGAUUGGGACCAAUUUCACCUCCAGCUAGCCAGGCGGCAACAGCAUGCAACCAGAUCUGCCCCAGUUUACAGAGGACUCUGAAUCUGCAACACUUAGCUAUACCUCCAUCCGAUACCAGGUCUCUAAUGUCUAGGGAGUCACUUGCAUCUACCACCUUAAGCUUGACGGAGAGUCACUCAACAAUGAGUGUUAAACAAGAGUGGUCUCAUGGCUACCGCAUUGUUCCCUCGAAUCACAGUUCACAUAACAGUAGUGAGCCAGGAGACAUCCUUAGCAUUCCACCAGGAACAUCAAUGUCUAACAAUAGUGUCACAAGCUCAUUGCCCUCUUAUCUUUUUGGCAUGGAGAACAACUCUUCACCAUAUCCUAGUCCCCGCCAUUCUUCAACAAGAACACAUUCAGCACGGUCAAAGAAGAGAGCGCUGUCCUUGUCUCCAUUAUCUGAUGGCAUUGGAAUUGACUUUAAUUCAAUCAUUCGAACUUCUCCAACUUCACUGGUUGCCUACAUCAAUGGAUCUAGAGCUUCUCCUGCCAACAUGUCUCCACAGCCAGAAGUAUACGGACACUUCCUCGGAGUCAGAGGUAGCUGUAUUCCACCAUCAUAUGCUGGCUCCAACUCCCAGAGAAGUCUUCUGGCAAUUAACGAUAAUUCUAUCCAUGAGAGCUUGAAUGUAGAAUAUCAACGCAUGCAGCAAUUGGAACAAAACAGCUUGCAGCCAGAGGCCAUGAACAACAUGGUGGUUAGACAAGGUGUUGGUCUUACUGAAAGACAAACAAUGGGAGUCUUAAAAAGUGAAAGAGUGGAUGACUUUACAGAUGGCACAAUUGACAUAACACCUCAGGCUUCUCUUCCUUUACCUUCUCCUCAUCAAGGGCCUCCACCACCUUAUCAUGCACACCAACAUAUGCACCAACAUGACCUUUUAAGCCAGUCCCAUCAAAUUUCUCUACCACCUUCAGGCCAGAUGCCUAUGCUUGAAGAAGAAGGUGAGAUUGACGAUUUUAAUGGUAAACACUGUUGUCGAUGGAUUGACUGCAGUGCUCUGUACGAUCAGCAAGAAGAACUAGUACGGCAUAUUGAGAAAAUCCACAUAGAUCAGAGGAAAGGAGAGGAUUUUGCAUGUUUUUGGGCAGGUUGCCCACGAAGAUACAAACCAUUUAAUGCUCGAUAUAAGCUGCUCAUUCACAUGAGGGUCCACUCAGGGGAGAAGCCAAACAAGUGUACGUUUGAAGGCUGCAAAAAAGCAUUUUCAAGGCUAGAAAAUCUAAAGAUCCACUUACGGAGUCACACAGGAGAAAAACCGUACCUGUGCCAGCAUCCUGGCUGUCAAAAGGCUUUCAGCAACUCGAGUGAUCGAGCCAAACAUCAGAGAACGCACCUGGAUACUAAACCUUACGCAUGUCAGAUUCCAGGAUGCAGUAAAAGAUACACUGAUCCAAGCUCGUUAAGAAAGCAUGUUAAAGCCCAUUCCUCCAAAGAUCAACAGGCCAGAAAAAAGUUACGAUCAAGGACAGAACUUGACCAAGAGAUCCUUAGUGACUGUCUCACCAUUCAACCUCUGCAGCCAGCAACAUCACCGCAGGAUCCUACAGAGAGUGCCCUUGGAAGGUCUCCUGUCCCUGUGCAUGAUGUAUACCCAGGUACUAUGUUCUCCAGUAGCCAUUCAAGUAGAAGUGGAACAGCUGGUGCGAGUGUACCCCAAGUUCUCCCUCCAAACCACCCAUCACCAGCCAGUAAUAUGCAAGGCAGCCCACAUAAUGCACCAUCGCAGAUACCUCCUCUUACACCAAUGGAUCCUGGCUCUGAAAGGUUUUCUCCUCAUCAUCUAAGUCCGCGUAGAAUUACUGCUCCUCCCGGUAUGAUGCAGAGGCGCACUCCACAGCCUCCUCAGGUUCAGCAAGGUGCAGGGACUUAUAUGAAAACCUAUCCUCCAAUAGCAAACACCUCUCUACAACCUAACAGCCUUCAUGUCCAAGGAUUUUAUGGCCAGCUCCAGACAUUUUGCCCUCCACAUUACAGUGACCCACAGAGAAACAUGCAUCAUGGCAGCAACUGCAGCAUGCCACCUCCAUUUGAAGAUUGCUUGCCUCAGGCUUGUGGGAACAAACCCGAUUUUGAUGCAUUUCACAGGGCUUUCACCGCACAGUCUGGCAUCACAGUUUAUGACUUCCCUGGAGGGUCAGCUGGUCUGUUUGGAGACUCACAAAGGAAUUGCUCAGAAGACACUAGCUUUCUCCAAAUCAAUGCAAUAGACCGAUGUCCGAGUCAGCUGUCAUCAGUUUACACCGAAGGAUGAGAAGAAAUUCUACCAUGCUAAUAUCCUGUUUACGUUGGGUGAUACGUACCACUUUUACACUUCAAGUCUUUUUGACCCAUUACCGAUCGAAAAAAGAGACAACGAAAAUGUAUGCAAAGGAAACAAUAUUUUACCUACAUAUCCAAGUGAAUUGAAUUUCAGAGUUGGAUUUUGAGUUAUGUUCUAAUUAAAGGGAAUGAGUAAAAAUAAACUGGACAGAACAAUACUUUUUUUUUUUUUAUAUAAUUGUAAGCAUUUAAAGGCACUGAAAGGAGAUCCUGUUUAUUCAAAAUACACAUGGAAUCAUAGGAAAACCCCACAUAUGCAGCAAAUGUUUAGCAAAACGAUGUCACCUCAACUGUUCCCGUGGUCUGAUUAGGUUCUCAUCCAGCAUAUGAAUAAAUCAAGAUGGCGGCAUGGAAAAAGCAAGCUCAUUCUGCAUAUGUAAAAUCCACACAUGGCUUCCAGCCUGAGAACAGCUGAAUUUCGGUACAUCUGUAUCACAAAGAAAGAAUGAUAGGAAUUCUAUAAAUUCUGCUGUGAAGGGCUCCCUCUUUAUGUCUACAAUCGUACUGUUUGAUAUAUUGCGAACAAAUAUGAUUGGUUUCUUGAGGCUUGAUGGGAUACAUAUAUACCGCCAAGUACAGUCAGUGGCAGUUGAAAUAGGCCAGGUGGUUGAUGUGUAAUGUGGCAUGCUUUAUAGCAUUCAGGUUUUGAUUAUUUUUGUGGUUGCAUGGACAUGCUUUUAAAGCUGAUAGCUAUGGCUUUAUAAUGUGAUAGGUCUUUCGUUUUAUUAUUAUAUCGUUAUGUGACAUUUGCUAGGAGAAUUCUCUAUGCACCUCUUG
Messenger RNA from Pelobates fuscus (common spadefoot toad), 3710 nucleotides. It is a transcript of the gene GLIS3, whose product is annotated as GLIS family zinc finger 3. Gene Ontology annotation, molecular function: RNA polymerase II cis-regulatory region sequence-specific DNA binding; DNA-binding transcription factor activity, RNA polymerase II-specific. Gene Ontology annotation, cellular component: nucleus. The transcript has 11 exons. Gene Ontology annotation, biological process: regulation of transcription by RNA polymerase II. The record is from RefSeq and is a predicted model, not a curated record. NCBI's taxonomy places the organism in Eukaryota, Metazoa, Chordata, Amphibia, Anura, Pelobatidae. Bases 112 to 2865 code for a protein of 917 amino acids.